Molecule: messenger RNA, 870 nt
Organism: Phycomyces blakesleeanus NRRL 1555(-)
Lineage: Eukaryota; Fungi; Mucoromycota; Mucoromycetes; Mucorales; Phycomycetaceae
Exons: 6
Coding region: 1-870 (289 amino acids)
Source: RefSeq, a predicted model, not a curated record
AUGAACAUUAAUGACUUAUGUAACCCUGUUACCAAAAACAAAACAAGUGGUUAUAUGCUUGACAAUUCGUUCUUUGAGCAACAACCCACUCAAAUGGAUAUCAAUAUCACUUAUCCAGCUUACGACAUGAUGGAUAUUAACAAUAAAGCCUCUGUCAAUGAUUCAAUUGACUUUGAUGGUUUCUUGGCUGCUGCCACUAACAAUGUUGAGGCCGAUGAAGAGGACACUUUUCAUAUGGAAGCCAAAUCCAGCAAUGUUGAGAUGGAGUACACCUCUUCUGAACCAGAGCAGGCCAACAUUGAGUACGACCAGUUUGUACCAAUAUACACUCCCAACAGCCGUGCUGAGGCUGCUAGUCUGGAGUUGUUCUCCUUGUUUAUUGCGAACAGUGUUUCUCCUAAAACAGAUUCACUUCUGUCAUAUUACAAGUUGGAUACCUUGUUAAAGCAAGAAUACACUGUAAAGGCCCAAGUGUAUGACAUGUGUGCCAGUGAGUGCUUUUGUUUCCCCAAUGUCAGGCCUGGAAACUCAAUCAUUGAGAAUGAGACAUACCAGGUAGUGCUUCUUUUGGAGCAAUUAUGCUUCAAGUUAGCUCACCCUGAAGAACAGGCAAAGAUCGCCUAUGGCGCAGAGGUUUUGGCUGCUGAGAUUGUUGGCCAGGGUGACAUGGUGGUGUCUAUGUUUGUUGACCAGUUCAACCCCUUCAAGGACACCACCAUGUCAGCUAGCAUCAUUCAUGUUAUUAACAUGAAUAUCAACCCUGCCAAAAGGUACAAGAAGGGUAACAUGAUGCAACUGGCCAUCAUCCCAGGGCUUAAGCACCCAAAGAACAUUGCUUCGUUUUUGGAGCCCAUUCUUGCUGACCUGUGA